Epithele typhae is the source of this 1422-nucleotide messenger RNA. RefSeq names its product ammonium transporter. The transcript is spliced from 10 exons. Bases 1 to 1422 code for a protein of 473 amino acids. NCBI's taxonomy places the organism in Eukaryota, Fungi, Basidiomycota, Agaricomycetes, Polyporales, Epitheliaceae. Gene Ontology annotation, molecular function: ammonium channel activity. The record is from RefSeq and is a predicted model, not a curated record. Gene Ontology annotation, biological process: ammonium transmembrane transport. Gene Ontology annotation, cellular component: plasma membrane.
AUGGUCAACAUCACCUACGACGACUCCGGCUCCACCAUCGCCACCCUUCCCGAUGGUACUACCGCGCUCUACGACGCCGGAGACAUCGCCUGGGUCCUCGCCUCCACUGCCCUGGUCUGGCUCAUGAUCCCCGGCGUCGGUUUCUUCUACUCGGGCCUGCUCCGGAGGAAAAACGCGUUGUCGAUGAUUUGGGCAUCCAUGAUGACUCUCGCCGUUGUCUCCUUCCAGUGGUUCUUUUGGGGUUACUCGCUAGCCUUCAGUGACACCGCGAACGCAUACAUCGGUAACCUCAAGUACUUCGGUCUCAAGGGCGUUCUCGAUCAGCCCUCGAUCGGCAGCGCGCGUAUCCCCGCCAUUGCCUUCUGCGUCUUCCAGCUCAUGUUCGCUGCCAUCACGUACGUCCUUCAAUCAUUCACAUCGUUCCCGUGGCCGCCUCGGCCCAUCAUGGUUUUCGUCUUCGUUUGGUCCACCAUCGUCUACGACCCCAUUGCCUGCUGGACCUGGAACUCCAACGGCUGGUCUUUCCUCCUCGGUGGACUCGACUUCGCCGGCGGAACGCCCGUCCACAUCUCGUCCGGUACCGCCGCCCUUGCCAUCUCCAUCUACCUCGGCAAGCGCCGUGGCUAUGGUACUGAACGCCUUGCCUACAAGCCCCACAACACCACCUACGUUGUCCUCGGCACGGUCUUCCUCUGGUUCGGUUGGUUCGGGUUCAACGGUGGUUCGGCCCUCGCUGCCAACAUGCGCGCCGUCCAGGCCUGCAUUGUCACCAACCUCGCUGCUUCCGUCGGUGGCCUUACUUGGAUGCUCUGGGACUACCGUCUCGAGCGCAAGUGGUCCGCCGUCGGCUUCUGCUCUGGUGCCAUCGCCGGUCUCGUCGCCAUUACCCCCGGAUCUGGUUUCGUCGGCUCCCCCGCUGCCGUCCUCUUCGGCGUGCUUGCCGGCACGCUCUGCAACUUCGCGACGCAGCUCAAGUUCGUCUUUGGCUAUGACGACUGCCUUGACAUCUUCGCGUCGCACGCCGUUGGCGGCGUCGUGGCUAGCUUCGACGGUGGCCUCGCGCCCAUCGCCGGUGGCUGGCUCGACCACCACUACAUCCAGCUCGGCUACCAGACGAUCAUCCUCUGGAUCAUGCACUUCAUCCCCGGCCUCCGCCUCCGUGCGACGGAGGAGGCCGAGAUCCUCGGCAUCGACGACGCCGAGAUGGGCGAGUUCGCGUACGACUACGUCGGCAUCGACCUCGGCCACGGGCACGACUUCCACGACGACACGCACUCGCACGGCGUGGGCGCGCUCACCGCGGGUGGCCGCGAGCCCCGCAUCACGCCCGAAGUCGAGCUCGGAGGAGGGCGAGAAGGUGUCGGAGCCGGCCGCCUCGGCGUCAUGAGCUCCCCCUUCGUCUCCAUGUUCUAUCCAGCCUAA